Pygocentrus nattereri (red-bellied piranha) is the source of this 1418-nucleotide messenger RNA. Its product is annotated as pulmonary surfactant-associated protein D-like. The record is from RefSeq and is a predicted model, not a curated record. Lineage: Eukaryota; Metazoa; Chordata; Actinopteri; Characiformes; Serrasalmidae. The coding region runs from base 180 to 1340 and encodes 386 amino acids. The transcript is spliced from 9 exons.
CGCUGCUGAGUGGAAGGGGAAAAUCUCUAUUUCAUCAUUUUGCAGGGAAUCCGUAGUUUGCUUGAUAGGUAUGAGGGUGGGAUGCUGUUGCUCAAUGCUGUGAAGUAAUAUAAUGUCUCGGCUGCUCGUCUCAGAUCGUUUCCUCGGCCUGAGCUCCGGUUGUUAGCAGUGACUCUGAGAUGCCGCCGUUCAAGCACAGCGUCUUGCUUCUGCUGCUGCUGGAGUUCCUGAUUUCAGUAGCUGGCGAUCAGCCUCAGCCUCUAACCUGCCCGCUCUAUGCUGGCGUCCCAGGGACGCCGGGACACAACGGCCUGCCCGGCAGAGACGGGAAAGACGGAAAGGACGGGCCUGUUGGACCCAAAGGACAGAAAGGAGAGACAGGUUCCUCAGUGACCGGACCACCUGGAAAGAAAGGUCCAGCAGGUGAUGUCGGCCCACCGGGUGUAAAAGGAUCGAAAGGAGAGCAAGGUGUAGGAGUCCGGGGACCCUCUGGAGUGGCGGGCCCACCCGGGCCUAAAGGGCAAAAAGGAGAAACUGGGUCAGCAGGUCCCUCAGUGACGGGACCACCUGGAGCCAAAGGUCCAGCUGGUAAUAUCGGUCCACCGGGGGUAAAAGGAUCGAAAGGAGAGCAAGGUGUAGGAGUCCGGGGACCCUCUGGAGUGGCGGGCGCACCCGGGCCUAAAGGGCAAAAAGGAGAAACUGGGUCAGCAGGUCCCUCAGUGACGGGACCACCUGGAGCCAAAGGUCCAGCUGGUAAUAUCGGUCCACCGGGGGUAAAAGGAUCGAAAGGAGAGCAAGGUGUAGGAGUCCGGGGACCCUCUGGAGUGGCGGGCCCAUCCGGGCCUAAAGGGCAAAAAGGAGAAACUGGGUCAACAGCCAAUGUGAACGAAGCUGCCGUGGUCAAGACUUUGCUCUCGGACGUCCAGAAGCUUCAGUCCCGGAUUUCCAUGCUGGAGAAGGUUCUAGGUUUCCGUGCCUUUAGAAAGGUUGGUCAGAAAUAUUACAUCAGCAGCGGCUUGGUGACCACGUUCGAUGCCGGACAGAGCUACUGCAGAGGGGUCAAAGGAGAACUCGCUCUGCCGAGGAAUAACGAGGAAAACCAGGCUGUUUAUCAAGUGCUCAAGCAGGUCUCCCAGUCUGAGACCUGCUUUCUUGGGGCGCGGGAAAGCAAGGUUAGGGGCCAGUAUGCGGACACGAAAGGUCAGAAGAUCACUUACACCAAAUGGCACCCUGGCCAGCCGAACCGCUUGGAGGAGCAGUGCGUCUGUAUGGGGCCCAGCGAUCAAUGGCAUGAUUACAUGUGUAACAGCAAACACCUCAUAAUCUGUGAGAUACAGUAAAACACUGAAGUGCUGAUGAACAGGGUCACUGAGUUCAGUACAAGAGGCUGACUUUACAUUAAAAAUCACUGCAUUACA